AUGGAUAUGGACGUCAACAUGCUGUUUUUGACUUUACUGAUUUGUUUCAAUCCGUAUGUUUUUGGACUGUUUGAGGAUAUUAAUAUUGAGGAUGAUCUUUGUCCCGACUUGACCGACUUUGAUUUGGAUAUUGUGAGUGUCAUUUCAACUCUGAACUAUUUCAUUUGGCAACAUUGAUAUAUAUUUUGAGCUUCAUUAGAGCGCUGUUUAACAAAUCUAUUUUGUUUCCCAUCUCAGUCACCCCAUAGAGUGCCUCGCCAGGUGAAAGCCAUGCUUACUAAGGUAAAGAAUACACCGUUUAGUGUCUUGACAUUUCUGCCCUUAUGCAUCUUUUGCGCUCUUGUGCGUCAUUGUGUGUGUAGCCUAGGCUACUAUAGACUAAAUAUCAUUCACAUUAAUUCUCAAAGAGAUCUGCUUAUGCAUACUGUUAUUCAUUGAUAACAAUUAUAGAAUAUGUCACAAAAAGUAUUUCGUGUAAGCUGAGUAGAGGGAUGGGUAGUUCAGCUCUGCAUUUUGUCAUCCUCGAAAACUCUGCUCGGGUGUGACACGCAGAGAACUUCCAAACGCACCGCGCUGUAAGCCAGAUGAGUGGAAAUCGCUGGACAUCUAUCCAGAAAUACAAUCCAAAAUAUGUGAGGAUAUCCCGCAAACGUGCUGAUAAGGAGUUUGGAACGAUAUAUCACUGGAAAUUAACGGAAUGGAACAAUUUCCAAUGCGCAACGUGUGUGUGCGUGUGCGCAGUGCUGUGUUGUCCCAUUGACGAGACCUGAAAAACAUCAAUCACUGCCAGAUUUAAAUUAACCAAAUGUAUUACAAACCAAUCAAAGCUAAGGUAUAAGUAAUACACAUUAACCUAACAUGUUGAUGUCCAACCGUGUAGGAGACCAAACCGCACAUCCAGGAGCUGUCGGUGAAGACCACCAUCAUCUCCCGAUACGCCUUCACGGCGGUGUCGUGCACCAUGCUCAACCGGCACUCCGCCGCGGCGGAGGGCGUCUUCCAGUUCCCGAUCCCCAAGAACGCCUAUGUCUCGAACUUUACCAUGUAAGCAAGCCCAAAACGCAACAAAUGCAUAAUGGCGCAUUGGUAUUGGUCAGUCUGAGUCUAAUGUGGUUCAGAUUGUGUACACUUAUUGAAAGUGAACUAUAAUGGCCAAAGCAAUGCAGUGAGUCAUCCCUGCCAGUGGAUCUUUUCCCCCUCAAUUUUUUCACUUUUGAUUAUUUGGAUUUCUUAUUUAUUUCCCCAGUUUACUGUUGUGUGAUUACUACUCCUCUUUGCUGUGUUUGCCCUCUUCACAUGGUAUGCCAUUGUAGCCAGUCAAUCAUUAUGUGGUUUUAUGAGGGCUCUGUUGCUAUGGGAGAGGUUAGUGUGGUGCCUGUGAGUGUUCAAUGGUGCAGAGGUCAUUUAUUGUGUCAUGGUCACCAGCCUUCAUUCAUCUACAUUUACUAGAUUGUUCACUGGACCAUGAGAGACAGUAUAGUCCAGAAGCCUCUGAAGAAGCCUGUGAAAUCCAACAUAUGGCUUUGACUUGUUUGCCUGUUUACUUUUACGUAUCACAAUAACACAGCAAUAUACAGUAUAGACCUACCACAAUGAAAUUAGGGUUUUUCCAAUGAUUCUUGGAUAGAGUUUUGCCACGGAAGAACUACUUACUAGGGUGGUCCUUAUCAUCACCUCCACUCUUAACCCCUGACCUCUGACCUCUACCCUGAACACAGGAUCAUUGGGGGGCGUGUCUACCCUAGUGAGGUUAGGCCAAAGGAGAAGAAGGUCAAACAGGGGAAGGGGGGUGAGGCCAAACCCAAGAACAAGGAGACAGGUGAACAGAGGUAAAGUGUGUGUGUUCUUGUGUGUGUGUGUGUGUGGCCAGUCACCACUGUCUAACCUUGUCCGCCAGUACAACCUCUAGAGUCCUCUAGAGUCACUAGCUACUGCUCUGCCAGUAGAAACAGGUUUAUAUCCCAUCUAAAAAACUAUUUUAAAGACGCACUCCGGCUAUUUUUGAACUUUUCCUGUUGAAAAACAAUAUCCCACAUAUAAAUACAGUAAUCGACACACACUCAGGGUAAAAAAAACAUGUUUGGAGCAAAAUAGUGUUUUUUAGAUACAAGUGCAAACUUCAUGGAGUUAGGCCAUUAAAUGAGUUGGUCUGAUGGUGCCCUCAAAUGUCAUCAGCCUCCCCCUUGUUUGUGGGAACAAUAGAGGAGCAAUAGAGAUCAAAAGAGGAAAGGUAUUUUCUUAAGUAAAUCAGGUGUUAAAUGAGGUGAAAAGGAGACUGGAGUGCGACUUUAAACACCAGCCUGACCACAGAGCAUGUGUUUCUGACCUGCCUGGAGUUGAGCAGCAGGGCUGGAUCAUAGCUCCAGAGACUGGAAAUGAAGAAUUAUUGUCACAUAUAUCUGUGACCAGUCUCUGACAGGAAGAAAUUACAUCAUGCUUCUACUUGCCAGUCCACAAAAUGACACUUUUAAAACGAAAUCAGAUUUACAGAGAGAGAAUUACAAUUUCACAGAGAGAGAAGGGGAGAGAAGGAGAGUGAUAGAAAGCGUGAAGGAGAAUGGGAGGGAGAAAAUAAAGGAGGGAGAGGUAUAGAUCGAUUGACAGAGGAAUUAAUCUGUUUAUUGGUUAGUCCAGAGGCUGAGUCCAGGGCUGAGUCCCGUGAGGGGAGCUCCUGGCAGUCACUGCCCUUCCACACUGAUGAUGUCACUACUUGGAAUGACUCAUUCCCCACUCCUCCUCUUUCCUCAACUCUAACUAUUUAUUUUUCUUUCCUCUAUAUUCUUCUUAUUUUUUCUUCCACUCCUCCCUCUCUCCAUCUUUCCCAUUCCUCCUCUCUCCCCUCUCCCCUCUCCCCUCUCCCCUCUCCCCUCUCCCCUCCCCCAUCUCUCUCUCCUUCUCCGCUCUCUCCUCCUCUCUUCUCCCUCAGUAGCGAACCAGAGGUGGAGGUGUUCAGGAUGGGGGCCAGUAUCCCAGGUCGUAAUCGGGCCAUGUUCAUGCUGACCUAUGAGGAGCUGCUCCAGCGGAGGCUGGGGAGGUAUGAGCAUGUGACCAGCCUGAGACCCCUGCAGCUGGUCAGCCGUCUCAGUGUGGACAUCACCAUCGUGGAUCACUCCACCAUCACCCACCUGGAGGUGCUGCCGCUGCGCAACGGCAAGAGCAACACAGCAGUUGCCAGUGGUGCCAGUGCAGCGAAGACACCUGGUACAGUUUGAGUGUGUGAAGUGUUGAGUCUGUGCUUUGUCCAUAGUAGGGGUGUAAUAUACAGUGCAUUCAGAAAGUAUUCAGACCCUUUUACCUUUUCUACAUUUUGUUACGUUACAGCCUUAUUCUAAAAUGGAUUUUAAAAAAGUUUUCCUCCUCAAUCUACACACAAUACCCCAUAAUGACAAAGCAAAAACUGGUUUUUAGAAAUGUUUGAAAAUGUAUUAAAAAUAAAAAACAGAAAUACCUGAUUUACAUAAGUAUUCAGACCCUUUGCUAUGAGACUCGAAAUUGAGCUCAAGUACAUCCUGUUUCUAUUGAUCAUCCUAGAGAUGUUUCUACAACUUGAUUGGUCCACCUGUGGUAAAUUCAAUUGAUUGGACAUGAUUUGGAAAGGCACACACCUAUAAGGUCCCACAGUUGACAGUGCAUGUCAGAGCAAAAACCAAGCCAUGAGGUUGAAGGAAUUGUCCGAAGAGUUCCGAGACAGGAUUGUGUCGAGGCACAGAUAGGGGGAAGGACACCAAAACAUUUCUGCAGCAUUGACGGUCCCCAAGAACACAGUGGCCUCCAUCAUUCUUAAAUGGAAGAAGUUUGGAACCACCAAGAUUCUUCCUAGAGCUAGCCGCCCGGCCAAACUGAGCAAUCAAGGGAGAAGGGCCUUGGUCAGGGAGGAGACCAAGAACCCGAUGGUCACUCUGAAGGAGCUCCAGAGUUCCUCUGUGGAGAUGGGAGAACCUUCCAGAAGGACAACCAUCUCUGCAGCACUCCACCAAUCAGGCCUUUAUGGUAGAGUGGCCAGACGGAAGCCACUCCUCAGUAAAAGGCACAUUACAGCCCGCUUGGAGUUUGCCAAAAUGCACCUAAAGGACUCUCAAACCAUGAGAAACAAGAUUCUCUGGUCUGAUGAAACCAAGAUUGAACUCUUUGGCCUGAAUGCCAAGGGUCACGUCUGGAGGAAACCUGGCACCAUCCCUACGGUGAAGCAUGGUGGUGGCAGCAUCAUAAUGUGGGGAUGUUUUUCAGCGGCAGGGACUGGGAGACUAGUCAGGAUCGAGGGAAAGAUGAACGGAGCGAAGUACAGAGAGAUCCUUGAUGAAAACCUGCUCCAGAGCACUCAGGACCUCAGACUGGGGCAAAGGUUCACCUUCCAGAAGGACAACGACCCUAAGCACAUAUCCAAGACAACGCAGGAGUGUCUUUGGGACAAGUCUCUGAAUAUCCUUGAGUGGCCCAGCCAGAGCCCGGACUUGAACCCGAUCAAACAUCUCUGUAGAGACCUGAAAAUAGCUGUGCAGCGACGCUCCCCAUCCAACCUGACAGAGCUUGAGAGGAUCUGCAGAGAAGAAUGGGAGAAACUCCCCAAAUACAGGUGUGCCAAGCUUGUAGCGUCAUACCCAAGAAGACUCAAGACUGUAAUUGCUGCCAAAGGUGCUUCAACAAAGUACUGAGUAAAGGGUCUGAAUACUUAUGUAAAUGUGAUAUUUCAGCUUUUCUAAAAACCUGUUUUUGCUUUGUCAUUAUGGGGUAUUGUGUGUAGAUUGAUGAAGGGAAAAAACGAUUUAAUCAAUUUUAGAAUAAGGCUAUAACGUAACAAAUGUGGAAAAAGUCAAGGGGUCUGAAUAAUUUCUGAAUGCACUGUAUCUAACAUUAGAAAUAGUUCUGCAGCGAUAUUGGCACCUCUGAAAAUACUUGGCCAAUGCUCUAAUUUUCAGAUUCCAACUUAAUUAAUUUAACCUUCCUAUGGGCAAGUUGGGCAUCUCUAGUUUAGCACCCCCCCCCCCCCCCCCCCCCCUCCCCCCCACACACACACACACACUUCCCAGCUUUAUCUCACACAUAUCUAAUUUUUCCCUCCCACCAGCCAAGCCUGCUCUUCCUGUUUCCACGGUGAUCAAACAGAAUAAGACGUUCUGUAGGAUCACCUUCAGCCCCAACAUCGUUCAGCAAGCUAAGAUCACCACCAGCGGCAUUCUGGGGGAGUUUGUGGUGCACUAUGAUGUGGAGAGAGAGCUGGGGAUAGGAGACAUACAGGUCAGAUUUCACACACCAAAAUCACACUCACACACACACAGACACACACACGGACACAGACACACACACACACACACGCAACGCUCUCGCGAUGAGUGUAAAUGUGUCAUGCCAUAACCAGGGCCUGUCCAGACAUGGUAGAUAAAAACAUGUUAAACCAUGUAUCUCCACUUCACAGUAUAAAUGAAAACUGCAUGCAUUAAUCAAGGAUCAAACAGGAAAAAUGCACAUCUCUCUCAUUCUCACACACACUCUCACACAUCCUGGUCCCAUAGCCUUCAUCCACCCACAACACAUACAUUUCCCAGCACCAUAUCCACCCCCUCCUGGGUCACCCAACAACCACCCCAUCAGUCCAGCAGCCCUGUGGACACUGUGUUGGUGGGGUCUGUUUUACUGCUCAUGGCGACUGAGAACUGUCUAACUUUUCUCUGGUUCUCUCUCAGGUUCUGAACGGCCAUUUUGUGCACUACUUCGCCCCCAAGGAUCUGCCGGUGGUGCCCAAGAACGUGGUGUUUGUGAUCGACACCAGCGCCUCUAUGCUGGGGACCAAGAUCAGACAGGUAACUGGUUACGGUCAAACCCUUCUCAUCACACCAGUGUCUACUGCUUAGAUAGGGUCACGACAUCUUGUUCUCUCGCACUCCCUUUUCUUUUACAUGGUUUCCGUCUGAAUACAAUGAUCACAAAUAUAUACUGUAUAACUUUUGGGGAAUCUGUUGGUUUUAAUAAAUUCCAGGUGGAGUUAACUUUUGUUUUACUUUAGUCCUUCACAGCUCUGUGAUAAAGCUUUAAAGAUCCUGAGAUAUCCUGAGUUAGUGUAGCAGCGGAUGAUGAAUAUGACCCCCAGUCAGCCCCCUCUCCAGUCUCUGGCACAAUACUCCCACACUGGUCUGUUAAUAUCAAAAUCAGAUCCUUCCUUCUGGGAGAUUGCAUUAUAAUCCCCCUGGUAUCAUCUGAUACUUCAUCUGAGCAGCUGCUCCACUGCAGAUCCAGAAACCCAAAGACUUAGAGUGGCAAAAACAGAAAAGAGUGAUUCAUGCAUACCCUGAAAAGCUGGAAACAUGCUCAAAGUUCACUAUUGUAGUCGUAUUGAAUUGAAAUGAAUGCUAUUGAGGAGAGGCGUCAUUGUCUCUGAAGUAAUGUAAACACUCCAGAUGACAGCAUCAUCACCCCUUGAUCCCUACCCCGUUCCCCUCCACCCCCAGUGGACCACUCUGUAUUGAACAAGUGUGCUUUGAUCUCUCCCUACAAUAGAGCACUCAGUCUGUCUAUGGCUCUGACCCUUGCCCCCUACAGUCUAUAGGAAUCUGUUAACCCCUCCAACUCUAUCACACCCACACGACUACAGAUGUAAUGUUCACUAUUCAUUUAGUAGGCUUUUCGUUCUGUGCAAUUUAUAAACCCCAGUACAGUUGAGAAACAAGCUGCAGCAUGGACACAGUAAAUAGCUGUGGUGUGUGUGUUUACGUGCAUUUGUGUGUGAGGGGGUGAGAGAGACAAAGGAAAUGGAAUCUCACAGCUGUUCCAAAGGGCUGGGUCUUUGAGUGGCAGCGUCAGGUUAAGUCCAACCAUUACAGAGUUGGCAUUACAACAAUACUGCUCACAAAAACCAUGACUAAAACACUACAUCUUGGUGAUUACCACAGUGUUGGUGCUAACAGAAACCAUGACCGUGUGUUAUUAUAGCCUUUUAUGUGACAAGGCAUCUCUUCCUGUUGGGGCAAAGUUUUCCAGGCCUGUUUGGUUCGCUCAUGUAAACACAACUGAAUAGAAUGAUUUCGCAAGAAGGUAAAGGUAUUACAAUGAUAUAAUUUGAUUUAUUGAUGAAAGCAAAACAAAAAAUUUCUCUCUCUCUCACCCACCUCCCUCUCUCUCAGACUAAGGAUGCCCUGUUCACUAUCCUGAGGGACCUGCGUCCAGGCGACCGGUUUAACUUUGUCAGCUUCUCCAACCGUAUCAAGGUGUGGCAGCCCAACCGCCUGGUCCCUGUCACGCCCCUCAACGUCCGAGAUGCCAAGAAGUUCAUCUACAUGCUCCAACCCACUGGAGGUGAGAGAGUUAGAGACACAGCAGUGCAUGCUGUAAUAGAGGAAGAUUAGUUAUUUCACUGAUAGGCCUAAUCUGAAUAAUUUAGGGGUGCUUAUAUUUGUCCUGUUACACACUUGUACAGGUGUGUAAUGGACAUGUGUUUCUUGCAUAUCCAACUCCCCCUGAGACAGCCCCAGGGAGUGGGGUCACGGCCAGAGUCACCAUUGUCCAGCGCCCCUGGAAAAAUGUGGGUUAAAUGCCUUGCUCAAGGGCACAGCUACAUAUACACUACCAGUGAAAAGUUUGGACACACCUACUCAUUCAAGGGUUUUUCUUUAUUUUUACUAUUUUCUACAUUGUAGGAUAAUAGUGAAGACAUCAAAACUAUGAAAUUACACAUAUGGAAUCAUGUAGUAACCAAAAAAGUGUUAAACAAUAUAUUUUAUAUUUGAGAUUCUUCAAAUAGCCACCCUUUGCCUUGAUGACAGCUUUGCACACUCUUGGCAUUCUCUCAACCAGCUUCACCCGGAAUGCUUUUCCAACAGUCUUGAAGGAGUUCCCACAUAUGCUGAGCACCUUUUGGCUGCUUUUCCUUCACUCUGCAGUCCGACUCAUCCCAAACCAUCUCAAUUGGGUUGAGGUCAGGGGAUUGUGGAGGCCAGGUCAUCUGAUGCAGCACUCCAUCACUCUCCUUCUUGGUAAAAUAGCCCUUACACAGCCUGGAGGUGUGUUGGGUCAUUGUCCUGUUGAAAAACAAAUGAUAGUUCCACUAAGCCCAAACCAGAUGGGAUGGCGUAUCGCUGUGGAAUGCUGUGGUAGCCAUGCUGGUUAAGUGUGCCUUGAAUUCUAAAUAAAUCACAGACAAUGUCACCAGCAAAGCACCCCCACACCACAACACCUCCUCCUCCAUGCUUUUCGGUGGGAAAUAUACAUGCAGAGGUCAUCCAUUCACCCACACCGCGUCUCACAAAGACACGGCAGUUGGAACCAAAAAUCUCCAAUUUAGACUCCAGACCAAAGGACAAAUUUCAACCGGUCUAUUGUCCAUUGCUCGUGUUUCUUGGCCCAAACAGGUCUCUUCUUCUUAUUGGUGUCCUUUAGUAGUGGUUUCUUUGCAACAAUUCAACCAUGAAGGCCUGAUUCACACAGUCUCCUCUGAACAGUUGAUGUUGAGAUGUGUCUGUUACUUGAACUCUGUGAAGCAUUUAUUUGGGCUGCAAUUUCUGAGGCUGGUAACUCUAAUGAACUUAUCCUCUGCAGCAGAGGUAACUAUGGGUCUUACAUUCCUAUGGUGGUCCCCAUGAGAGCCAGUUUCAUCAUAGUGCUUGAGGGUUUUUGCGACUGCACCUGAAGAAACGUUCAAAGUUCUUGACAUUUUCCAUAUUGACUGACCUUCAUGUCUUAAAGUAAUGAUGGACUGUCGUUUCUCUUGACUUAUUUGAGCUGUUCUUGACAUAAUAUGGACUUGGUCUUUUUCCAAAUAGGGCUAUCUUCUGUAUACCCCCCCCCCCCCCCCCACCUUGUCACAACACAACUGAUUGGCUCAAACGCAUUAAGAAGGGAAAAAAAAAUCCACAAAUUAACUUUUAAGAAGGCCACCUUUUAAUUAAAACAUUUCCCCCCCAACUUGAAGGGUUAAAAAUCCCAAAUGUUCAAAGCGGGCAUAAGAAUCUAUUAAAAUUAAUUAAAAUUUUUUUAUAUUUUCAUUUUUUUUCAUUUUUGUGUUUUCAUUUUUAUUCUUCAUUUACUAAAUUAAAAAAAUUAAAAAAAGAAAAACCCCUUUUUUGAUAGGUUGCCCAAAAAUUUUGGCGCUUUAAACUGAUUUCAAAAAACCCCCUUUCGGUUUUUUUCCCCUUCCCCAACCCAUUUUCCGGUAAGAAAUUUUUUUUCCCCCAAAACCCCCCCCAAUGAUAUACUUUUUUUUCCUAAUUCAGAUUUCCAAAUUCCCUUUUUUAAAACCUCCCCCAACCCAAUCCCCUCUCCCCCUCUCCCCAAAGGGCCCCAAAAACGGUGGAUCAAAGGCCCCCCAAAAUGCCCUAACCUUUUCCACGCCCCCAAAAAGUUGGGGGCCCCUUUUCCCCUUCCCACAACCCCCCCGGUGGGGAGCUUUUAUCUCCCCCCAUCCCAAAAACCCUUGGCCCCAAGCAUUUUUCCGGACCUGGGAUGGGGGAGUGGAUCUUUGGGGGCGUGGCCCCGGAAAAAUUUUGGGAAAACAUGGGUUCAGAGCCCCAAAGCCAAAGGAAUUUUUUUGGGGGGACAAAAGAGAGAGAGAAGAAAGGGAGCGGGAAAAGGGGAAAAAUAGGGAGAGAUAUCAACGAGAAGGAGUUCGCCCCCGAUCCCUUUCCCCUUUUCUCCGUUUUUUCCCUUCCUUGGGCCCCCCCCCCUUUUUCUCUCCCAUUCCCCCGUCCCCGGGGUUUCUCCCCUUUUCUCCCUUUCCAUCUCUCCCUCCUUUCCCUUGGUCCCCUUUCGGGGAAGAGGGGAAAUUUUUUGGGCCCAAAUUCGGGGGUUAAAAGAGGGGAAAAAACAGAAACAACCCUUUCCCCCCAAAACUAAACCCCGGGGGGCCUGGGGGAUUUGUGAGGGGGCUAGGGAGGGAAACCUUUUGGGAAAGUUUCCCGGCCCGGGCUUCCUUUGGGGGGGCCCCCUUUUUUUCAUUUCAAACCCCAAUUUUUUCCCGGCCUUGAAAAAGUGGGUUGGUUAAGUCAAAACCCGGGAAAUUUAAGGUUUAAAAAGGAGGGGAAGACCUGAACACCCAAAUUGUUUCCCCCCCCUUGCCUAAAUUCCGGGGGACUUUUAAAAUUUUUUUUCCCCGCGAAAAAAAAAAAACCCCAAAAUGGCCCCCCUUUUCAACCACCCCCUUUGCAAAAUUUUUUCCCCCAAGGGGGGGGGGGGGGUUUUUUUUUAAAAAAUUUUUUCCCCCCCCCUUAUCACACGGGGUAAGUGAAAACCCCUAACUAAAAAAGUUCCCCGGCACCCUUUAAACCCGUUAAAGCAUUUUUCUUUUCAUACCCCUAUGGAAAACCCCGUGUUAAAAGUCAGGGGGGGAAAAAUUUUUAAAAAAAAUUUAAAUUCAAAAAAAAAUAUGGGGAAAAACCUUUAGUUUAAGGGGAACAAAAACCCCCCCCCCCCUGACCCAAAGACGAAAGAACCCCAGCCCCUUGGAAACGGGGGGGGAAAAAAGCCCGGGGCCCCAAAAAAGGGCCACCGGGCUUUUUUUCCACCCCCCCCCGGGGAACUUGGGUUUUGGGUUUUGAUUUCCCAGUUUUUUUAAUUUUGGUAUCCAACCAAAACCGGUUAAAAAAAAAGGGGGGGAAAUAUUGGACCCCAAAAAAAAAAAAAAAAUUUGUUUUUUGAAAAAUUGGGGGGGGCCCCCCAAAAAACCCCCCAAAACUUUUUGGUUUUGGGGGGCCCAACAAACUAACACACAGACCCAAAAAAAACCAAUACAACCCCCCAACAAAAAAACCCCCCCAAAAAAACACAUCACCCCAACCCCCAAACACCACAAACCAAAACCAAAAAGAAACGAACAAAGACAAUGGGGCCCCCCGGGCGGGCCCCCCCUUUCAUACGGCCCUUAUUCCGCCCCCCCUUACCCCUAAAGAAGGGAAAAAAAAAGCCCCCCAAAAAAACUAAAAACAACCGCCCCCGCCAAAACUAACCCCCAAACCCUUUACAACCCAAUUUAAAAGGCACCUGCACUUCCAACAAAAACCCCCCCCAAAAAAAAUUUUCCCUUUACCAAAACCCAAAACCCCCCCAGUUUUGGAGAAAAAAGAAAACAAAUCAGGGGGCCGAACUUUGGCCAAAAACACAAAAAAAAAAAGGGGGGGGGGAAAAAAAUCCCACGAAAAAAAGGGAUUUAAAAAAAAAGAGGCCGGGGGGAAGCCCUUUUAAAAAAAGGGGGGGUUUCCUACAACCCCGGGCACCCCCCCCGGGGGACCCCCCCUCCAAGGGGGGGGAAAAGGAAGGGGGCCCCCAAAAAGGGGGGGGGGGUGGGAAGCCCCGGUUUUGAAGUUUUUUGGGGGGGGGGAAAAAAGGGGGGGGGGGACCCCGGGGAAAGGGGGUUGGGGGGGGCAAAACGAAGGGAACGCCCCGUUAAAAACAAACCCCUAGCCAUGCCCCCCCAUACACCCACACAAUCCCACACAAACACACACACUAGAGAGAGAUCAGUAAACUAAAGAGCAAUGAGAUGACAUCACAGACCAGGUCAAGACCCUGUCAUUACUGCUGUCUCUCUCAUCUCGCUUGAACUCUUCACGUAGCUCUCACAGUCCCUCUCAAAGUAACAGGAAAUAACUAAACUAACGCUCCUACAACUAACACGAACAACUAACCUUGCCUACAAACUAACUGCCUACACCGAACUGCCUACAACCUAACUGGCCUACAGACAAACUUGCUACAACUAACUGCCGACAACUAACAGGAAACAACUAACUGCUUACAACUAACUGCCUACAACUACUUUUCAAUACAUUUCCAAACAAGUAUUCAGAUACUCAAAUACACAGACUCAAAUACACUCCCAUGCAUUUAACCCAGGUAUUUGAAAAUAAAAUUUGAAAAUGCUUUCAAAUACAAUUUGGCCGACUAUUUGGUUUUUACAAAUAAUCAUUCAGAUACUCAAAUAAAAGUACUUGUUCUGGCUGUGUAUUUGAAAAUACUCAAAUACACAGAAAAAAAGUAUUUAAAUAACAAAUGUAUUUGAAUCCAGGUAUGCAUAGCUGUACUAUUUCCUCAUAUUCCUAAAAUACCAGUGUCUCUCUCACACCACAGCGGACGGCGAUCCCCACUUUGUGGUGGAGUUCCCCCCCAGUAAACUGACUGUGUGUUUCAACAUCAACGGAGAGCCAGGACACAUUCUCAGAAUGGUGUCUGACCACAAGCACUCUGGUAAGAAUGUCCUCUCAAGAGAUUCUGACUUUAUGUUAGAUGUUCGGUUACGUGUUUUCAUAUGAUUCAUGUGGUCUAUUUGUGUGUGUGAUCAUGCGUGUGUAUGUGAGUCUAGGUGUGACAGUAAACGGUAAGCUGAUAGGCGCCCCAGCGCCAGCAGGCAGCCACAAACAGCAGAGGACAUACUUCAGCACAAUUACCAUUGUGGUGAACCAACCCAAACGUGCCUACAUCGAGGUCACUCCCAAGAAGGUCAUCCUGGAUGGACGCGACCGCCUGGUCCUGCCCUGCGACACCACAGUCUCCGUGGAGAGUGGCGGGCUGGCGGUGGCGAUAGUGGGAAAGUCCAACGUGACCGUAACCAUAGGAGGAACCAUUCGUUUCGUCAUACUGGUGCAUCAGUACAAGAACCCUGCUCCCUACCAGAGAGACCACCUGGGAUUCUACAUCUCCAACAGCAAAGGGCUGUCACAUGACUGUCAUGGACUACUGGGUAGAUAUCAGAAACUACUAGUGGAGGGUGGGAAGUGGGGGGAGGGGUCUUGAGACGAAAGGGAACUAGGCCUUAGUAUAAUGGUCCAACAGCAAGGGGCUGUCCCACAACUGCCACAGACUAUUGGGUGGACACCCAGCAACUACUAGUGCUAGGGUGGGAGAAGGAGCUUGAGCCAAAAUGGAAUUAGGCCCUAGUGAGAACUAGCAUUGGUUUGCCUAUAGCUCUGUGGUUCUGUUCCAUUCUCACCCUCUGUGAUUCUACUUCCAGGUCAGUUCCUGUAUGAGGAUGUGGGACUGGCAGAGCUUCCUGGCAAUGCCACCACAACAGGACACAACAGCGCGUCUUCACGGUCACCCAUCCUGAAGGUCAAAGGGCGUUCAGUGCCGGUGGUCCAGAAGACCCGGCGUAUCUACAGCGGACGUCAAAGCGUGGACUGCUGGUUUGCCAGGAACAACGCAGCCAAGCUGAUCGACGGACAGUAUGAGGACUAUGUGGUGUCACACCUGUUUGACACGGGCGAUUGGCCCCACGGAAGUAACGGAGCCUGA
Messenger RNA from Coregonus sp. 'balchen', 13209 nucleotides. The record is from the annotation of a GenBank genome assembly. Lineage: Eukaryota; Metazoa; Chordata; Actinopteri; Salmoniformes; Salmonidae.